Molecule: messenger RNA, 870 nt
Organism: Sesamum indicum (sesame)
Lineage: Eukaryota; Viridiplantae; Streptophyta; Magnoliopsida; Lamiales; Pedaliaceae
Product: Tetratricopeptide repeat (TPR)-like superfamily protein
Cellular component (GO): chloroplast thylakoid
Source: RefSeq, a predicted model, not a curated record
UUCCAUUCCCCCAACCAGGUGUCGCACGGCCCAGGGUCUUCAAAUUCAGAGCCAUUUAUCUUCUAUAUGUGAGUCAAUCUCUAAAGCAAGUGUUCUUGCAAUUUUAUCUGCUUCGCUUGUAUGUGCUUCUGAUCCUGCUCUUGCAUUCAAGGGUGGAGGCCCCUAUGGUGCUGAAGUGACCAGAGGACAAGAUCUUACUGGAAAAGAUUUUAGUGGCCAGACUUUAAUCAAGCAAGAUUUCAAGACGUCAAUACUAAGGCAAGCCAACUUCAAAGGUGCCAAGUUAUUAGGGGCCAGCUUCUUUGAUGCUGAUUUAACAGGAGCCGAUCUUUCUGAUGCUGAUCUUAGAGUUGCAGAUUUCUCCCUGGCUAAUGUAACAAAGGCAAAUUUGAGCAAUGCUAACCUCGAAGGAGCACUUGCAACAGGGAAUACAUCUUUCAAGGGUUCAAACAUCACUGGUGCAGACUUCACAGAUGUUCCAUUGAGAGAUGACCAACGGGAGUACCUCUGUAAAGUUGCUACCGGGGUGAACCCGGUAACUGGUAAUGAAACAAGAGAGACAUUGCUUUGCAAGUAACACAUCGUUUUGGGAGUAUACUGGUGUAUAAAUUCCUCGGAGAGCUGUCAGUGUCGAGCACCCCACGACAUUUUAAUCAGAUAAUCUUGCCGUGUGAUUGUGAAUAGUUUAAAGUUGUUGUUGAGACCUUUCUGAAUGAAGUUUUCAGUAUUCUCCGGAGAGAUGCCGUUAUCCUGCUCAAAUGUGGUGGCAUAGAAUUGAAUUCUGAGAGACUACGACGAAACGUGAAAUAUCUCUUCAAACAUUAGCUAGUUUUUCUACUAUUAAUAAAGUAGGUGUUUACUGUUUUUUCU